Daphnia pulex (common water flea) is the source of this 1293-nucleotide messenger RNA. RefSeq names its product lysozyme-like. Gene Ontology annotation, molecular function: lysozyme activity. The record is from RefSeq and is a predicted model, not a curated record. Bases 575 to 1066 code for a protein of 163 amino acids. NCBI's taxonomy places the organism in Eukaryota, Metazoa, Arthropoda, Branchiopoda, Diplostraca, Daphniidae. The transcript has 4 exons.
UCUUGAAGGGCAUUUAUGUACGUAGUUUCCUCCGGGUGAUUUUAUUAGAUUUUUUCCACAAUGAUGGAAACUCAAGGUUUCACACAAGGUGCAUGUCUCCUCGCAAACUGGUUUACGAAAAGUUUGCUCUUUCCUUAUUAUAUGAUGACCAUUUUUAGCAAAUUUAUGCGUGCCAUGAUGUGCCACAUAGCACAUCGUUUGUUUUACCAACAAUUUUAUAAAGUUUUCAGAAAUGAAUGAAUCAACGUACACUUAACCUAUAGUUAGAUGUACAGUAAAUUGAGCGAGUGAGAGUGCGGUACCAUUCGCUUCAGAGCUGAAGAAAAAAGUAACAAAAUAAAAAAAAAACAGUACAAAAAAUAAAGUAAUAAUUUCAUAAUUAUUAACUUUCCCCUUAAUCAACAAUUUCUUUAUUUGGCUCGAACACCAAUUUCAGGUCACCCAAAUUGAGUGGUCGCCAUCCGACUGAGUAUAUAAGGAUUUCCCGGGAGUUAGCGAAACCAGAAGCAGUCAAUAGCUAGAAGAAUUGAGUCGCUCCUAUCCUUGGUGCUCCCAACUCCCAGAAGCUAGAAAAAUGUUAAACAAGUUAGCUGUUGCUUGCAUUUUUGCCGCUUUCGCUGUACUUAUUUUCCCGCUUAUUCAAGGACAAGAGGGUGAGCCUGCUGUUGUAAUACCUGAAGACUGCAUGAAAUGUUUGUGUCGAGCGAGCUCAUUUUGCAAUUUGACUGCCCCGUGCACAACUGGAUCCCAAUACCUCUGCGGCCCUUUUCUCAUUGGGGUUAAUUACUGGGCAGAUGCAGGGCAACCUACCCUCAAACCAGACGACGAUCCUAACGCAACAGGAGCCUUUGAGGCUUGCGCACAAGAUAAAGCUUGCGCUGAACGAACUGUUCGUCUGUAUAUGAACGAAUAUGCUCAGGAUUGCAAUGAAGACGCCGUUACUGAUUGUGAGGACUUUGCUCGCAUCCAUGUUUUGGGAAAAUCCGACUCCUGCUUUGCUAAGAUGGAAGGUUUACCGUUCUACACAGAGUUUCGCAAAUGUCGGGAUGGCCCUGUCGUAGUGUGAUAGACUUUUACUAUUAUAGCAGUCCCAGUCCAAAAUUUAUUCCAGGCAGUGCAUACCCAUUUUAUUUGCUACAUUUACCUCAUUUUGCGGAAAUGAGCAACCGUAUAGCAUCACCUUUCCAAAAGGCGACUGCGAUAACCUGAAUGGUUACUUAUAAACCCUGCGCUUAUCCCUUUUGAUGAUUUGUUAUUGUUUUUAUAUUGUACGAAUAAAGCGGUUGGUCAAAA